Molecule: messenger RNA, 1473 nt
Organism: Chaetura pelagica (chimney swift)
Lineage: Eukaryota; Metazoa; Chordata; Aves; Apodiformes; Apodidae
Gene: HECA
Product: headcase homolog (Drosophila)
Exons: 4
Coding region: 1-1473 (490 amino acids)
Source: RefSeq, a predicted model, not a curated record
AUGCGGCCUGCUGCAGCGAGUUCUGAGGUUAAUAGAGUUCUGCUGUACACAGUCAACUCUCGAUUAUUCACGGGGGAUUAUCUGGGUUGUGGAUUAAGCGUGCUGGGUGCAGAAGCUCCUUGUGCUACUCCACUGAUCUGUAGCUUUGGAAGACCGGUGGACCUUGAGAAGGAUGACUACCAGAAGGUUAUAUGCAAUAAUGAGCAUUGUCCAUACAGCACCUGGAUGCACCUUCAGUGCUUCUACGAGUGGGAAAGCAGCAUUCUUGUCCAGUUCAACUGCAUUGGCAGAGCCAGGAGCUGGAACGAAAAGCAGUGUCGCCAAAACAUGUGGACCAAGAAGGGAUAUGAUCUGGCUUUUCGCUUCUGUUCCUGUCGAUGUGGGCAGGGUCAUUUGAAAAAGGACACGGACUGGUACCAGGUGAAGCGAAUGCAGGAUGAUAAGAAGAAAAAAUCGGUGCUGGAGAAGAGCUCAGGAAGAUCAAUGGCAGAGUCAGCAGAGGAAGCCAAAAAGGGCAGGUCAGCCAACAAGCCACAGAAGGGCUUGAGCCAUGACAUCCAGCGACGGCACUCGAUGGACAGGCAGAACUCCCAGGAGAAGGGUGUCAUGGGUGGCAGCUACGGUGUUCGUUCGCCUUGUGUCUCUCCCGGCCAGUCCCCACCCACUGGCUACUCUAUUCUUGCCCCCACGCACUUCAGCGGCCCUCGUUCCUCGCGAUACUUAGGAGAGUUUUUGAAGAAUGCCAUUCACCUGGAGCCCCAUAAGAAGAACAUGGCCAGUGGGGGCAUGUUCAGGAAUGCACAUUUUGAUUACGGGGCAGCUGGCUUGCAAGCACAUAGAUCAGGACACUUUGAUGCUCCUGUGCAGUUUUUGAGAAGGCUUGAUCUAUCUGAGCUGCUGACUCACAUCCCCAGGCAUAAAUUGAAUACUUUCCAUGUGCGGAUGGAAGAUGAUGCCCAGGUGGGCCAAGGGGAGGACCUUCGGAAGUUUAUCCUUGCUGCUCUUAGUGCCAGCCACAGGAACGUUGUAAACUGUGCGUUAUGCCACAGGGCACUGCCAGUGUUUGAACAGUUUCCGCUGGUGGACGGGACCCUGUUCCUUAGCCCAUCGAGACACGAUGAGAUUGAAUAUGAUGUUCCCUGUCACCUUCAAGGAAGGCUUAUGCACCUCUAUGCUGUUUGUGUAGACUGCUUAGAAGGGGUUCACAAAAUUAUCUGCAUUAAGUGCAAGUCCCGCUGGGAUGGAAGCUGGCAUCAGCUGGGAACUAUGUACACCUACGAUAUUCUGGCAGCAUCUCCCUGUUGUCAGGCUCGACUGAACUGUAAGCACUGUGGGAAGCCAGUAAUAGAUGUACGGAUUGGCAUGCAGUAUUUCUCUGAAUACAGCAACGUUCAGCAGUGUCCUCACUGUGGAAAUCUAGACUACCACUUCGUGAAGCCAUUUUCUUCAUUUAAAGUUUUGGAGGCUUAUUGA